Molecule: messenger RNA, 733 nt
Organism: Poeciliopsis prolifica (blackstripe livebearer)
Lineage: Eukaryota; Metazoa; Chordata; Actinopteri; Cyprinodontiformes; Poeciliidae
Product: lectin-like
Exons: 3
Coding region: 60-575 (171 amino acids)
Source: RefSeq, a predicted model, not a curated record
CAUUCCUUGGUUCUGUGGCUUCAGGGCCCAGUGUGAGUUUCGUUCUGGUCCAGUCCGGGAUGAACUGGACGGAGGCCCAGAGCUUCUGCAGGAAGCAGCACUCGGACUUGGCCAGCAUCAGGAACGAGUCCGAAAACCAGCAGGUCCAGCAGCUGGUGCCGGCAGGAACCAAAGUCUGGACCGGACUGUACCGAGACGGCUGGAAGUGGUCGGAUGGGAGCCGCUUCUCCUUCAGCUACUGGAAGGACACCGAGCCCAACAACAACAACAACAAUGAGAAGUGUGUGAUGGCCGUGUUUGACGCUCAGGGGAAAUGGGAGGACUGGCCGUGUGACGUGAAGAAAGCCUUCAUCUGCUCCACCUCUUUUGUUUUUCAGAAGGUUGUGUCUGUGAGGCUGGAGAAACCCUUCAGCCUGGAUCUGAACUCUGCAGCAGUGAAGGAAGAGCUGCUGAGUCAGCUGCUGCUGAAGCUGAAACAGGAAGGACUGACUGCAGACGUGAAGCUGAGCUGGAGGAAACAGUCAGACGGAAACGUUUUCCACAAAGUGAAGGAGAAAAAUCCAAUAUCAGUCUGAGAAGAUCUGCUGCUUUCUUUAUGAAGUUAAUAAGCCUGAUUAUGUAACGUUCAGGCAUUCAGCAGUUAUAGUUAUUAUGUUCCCUUAGAAUUAAUAAAACAUUCAUUCAGGCAUUAAAACAAACAUAUUUAGUUGCUAGAUGUUGGUUUGUUGUAUUU